GCAGACUUGUACUUUUGAUACCCUAUUGACCUAUCCUUCUUGCCUUUUGAACUGCAAAAUCAGUAAUAACAUCACUGCAAUCAAGACUGGCUAACACUUUUUUCUCAAUAGAUAAUAUAGCUAAGCCACUUAAUCUAUCUUCUGACAUGGUUGAUCGUAGAUAGUUUUUAAUAAGUUUCAACUUUGAAAAGCUUUUUUCUGCAGUAGCCACUGUCACCGGAAUAGUCAACAAAAUUUUGUAAGCAAUCCAAGUAUUUGGAAAAGAAAUAUGCAUAUCUUUUAUGUACUACAACACUUCAAUCACUUUUGUUGCACAUUCCGGUAAGGAUUUUCCAAGCAACUGUAGUUCCGAAAAUAGCUCAACUGCGUCAAUAUCACAAUCAUCCCCAUGUUUCAAAAACGUGCUAAGCGUGUCACAAUAACUCAUCAGUUGCUCAUCGCUAAGUCCCUUCAACUUACUUAUGUCAUACAAGAAUCCAAAUGUAUCCUCGUAUUUUUGAAACUGCUCGAAUCUAGUAGUAAGUGAAGAUAUAGCAGCAUUAACAACAAACAAAAAGUAAGUUAACUUGAAUACACUUUCUGCUGAUUUUAUUGGUUCAUCCAUUGCAUUCUCAUCGAAAAACUUCUUUUUGGUACGAGCGUUUCACGAAAUUGGGGUUGAAUAUUUAAUUCAAUCGCCAAUUUUUCAGCUUCAACUUUGGCUUUCUCAAAUCCAUCCUCUCUAUAAUCUUUAAAAUAUGCAACUAGGCCUUUCAAGAGAGUAAUAGCUGAACUGACAAUCAUAUCUUUUUAUUGAAGGACAUUGCUAACUUUAUUUACCUUGUUAAGUAUCUCGUACCAGAUUACAAUAGCAACAAGAAAAUCAAAGUUCAUUUCAUACUCACAUAUGGACCUUGCAUCACUCACAGUGCUAGGAUCGUUACUACAGUUGGUCAAGUGCUCUAAUGCUUGUUUUAUCUGUGGCCCUUGAAACCUGACAGCCCUCACACUAGCAACACGACUUUCCCAACGUGUAUCUGACCAUGAUUUAAGAGUGAGACCACUUCCUUCACCGUCUUUAAGGUAAAUCUUGAGAACCUCCCAUCGUUUGGUUGACCCUACAUUCAAAGAUAUUUAAUCAUAAAAACGAUAUUGUUAAAGUUAGUUAGUAAUUAAAAAAAGUAAUAAAAAGUAUUGAAAUGUAGUAAAUAAAUCACAAAGUUACCUGAAAAUAAUUUAUAGAUACGUUGCACCACACCAAAAAAUGUUUUUGCUUGUGUACAACUCAUAGCCAUAUCACAAAGGGCAAGGUUCAGAGAAUGACAACCACAAGGAGUAUACAAUGCUCUCGGAUAUUCUCUUAACACCCUAGCUUGUACUCCUUUGUCAUCUCCCUUCAUGUUUGAACCAUUAUAAACCUUGUCCUCUUACAUUAUUAAAGUCAAACUCAUGAAUGUGAAGCAACUUUUUAAGUUCAACAAAGAGAUAGCUUGUACUCCUUUGUCAUCUCCCUUCAUGUUUGAACCAUUAUAAACCUUGUCCUCUUACAUUAUUAAAGUCAAACUCAUGAAUGUGAAGCAACUUUUUAAGUUCAACAAAGAGAGCUUCACCAGUUGUCUCAAUCACUUUAACAAAUGUUAAGAAAAACUCCUCAAUUCUUAUAGGGCUUGCAGACACAUUUAUACACCUAAUCAAAAGUAUCAUUUGCUCAUCAUGACUAACAUCCGACGUGCAAUCAAGAAUAACAGAGAAGUACUUCGCACUCCGAAUAACUUGAAUGAUUUUUUUUUAACUUCAUUUGACAAAAGUUGUAUCAUUUCAUUUUGAAUACCAUGGCCAAGAUAAUGAUUUCGGAUCUCUUUCUUCCGUAUCCUCCUAAGAUGCUCUUCCAUUAUAGGAUCAAACUCCGCAAUCAUAUUAAUAAUCUUCAAAAAAAAUCCAUUAUUUUCAUCUGAAAGCUUCUCCCUAUGGCCGCGGAAAGCUAUGUUACAAGUAGCAAGAGUCUUCACAACAAUCAUAAUCCUCUUUAAAACAGCUCUCCAAUACUCCUUCUCUUUAUUGAUAGCUAUAUCUCGAGAAGCAUCAAUAGUUCCUUUUUUUAACCUCACUUCCGCUUCCCUCCAUGCUUCUAUGUUAAGGAUAUGAUCAAAGCUUUUUUCAUGCUCAACAAGUCUACAAUGUAUGUUGUGUCAAUCAUUAUAGCCUUGACCCGCAUUCGUUAGAGGGCUUGACAUCACACUUUUUUUGAAUAACACACAACAAAAGCAAAAGACUUUGUCUUUUGACAAAGAGUAAACCAACCAUGGUCUAUCAUAUCUCUCCCCAUUUCCCAAGCAUCGAGUGUAAAGUUUGUCACUGAAACUCCUUUUCCUAUCAACGGGAUAUUCAAGACCACUUAUUCUUAUAGGACCUCUCUCUACCAACAAAUCUCUUUGGUUUUGAGAUAUGGGUGUUUUCCAAUUUCCCGGGUCAAAGAAAUCAUAUAAUAUCUCAGGCGUAGUGACUUGACCUACAGUUUCUUCGUCACUAACAAUUACAUUGUCCCUAUGAGUAUUAACAUCCUCAUUCUCUUCUACAAUGUUUGCAUUAUUAUUCUCAUUCUCACAAACAACAUUUGUAUUGUCAUUCUCAACAAUACUUGAGGAAGAAGGAUUUGUCUUAACAUACCGAUCCAUAGAGCCGGCAAAGGAUUGUAGAACCAAAUCUCUCCUUGCCUUAUUCUUUCUCUUCGUAGACCCCGAGUCAAAUUUCCGCUUUCCCGUCAUGAUAAAUAUGCCUGAUGACAAUAUUUAUAGACAAUACAAAGUAACAAAAAUCACAAAUAAAUCAAUUAGUAUUAACUAAUCAGCAAGCAGAAAACAAUUGACAAUGAUUAAAACUUAAAAAAGAAUUGACCUUUACUGCUUUAUCACUAUGCCUUUAUUGCCUUUAUUGAUUCAAUCAUUCAAUCAAUACACUUUGUAUACAUCUUUAUUCAAUUAUUAAAAAACUAGUGCAGUAGUGCUGUAUGUAUAUAAGUAUAUUAAUUGAAUAUUCAGUCAAUUAUUCCUAGCCACAGACCCACAAUGUCGGUUAACCUUUCCUCCUUAGAAUUUAGCCCCUUUACUGGCUUACUGCCAUAUGAGGAAUACCAGCUUCUCACUUUGCCCAAUUUAGCAAUUACUCAUUUAGGAGUGAAAUUAAAGUACAUAGAUAUAGAGAAAUCACAUAUUUACACAGAAACACUCACAGAGGUCGGAUUGUUGGAGUCAGAAUAGGCUGUAGGCAGUCAACCGCAGAACAGAGAUGGAGUGACAGUAGGCUGUGGCGGACUGGCGGUGGCCGGUAGGCACUUAGCGAUUUAGCGGCGAGGUCUUCCACUCUUCGGCAAUCGGCAGGCGGUAGUUCAGCGGUUGCUACUUGCUCAAUUAAUCGGCAAUCGUUUCCACACUCGGAGAGUUAAACGCGCUUGGUUUGCAGUUCCCAUAAGCCAUGUCUCCCACAGAAAGACAUGUGGAGUGAAGAGGAAGAUGAGAUUCUUAUCAAAGCUCACCUAGAAGUUGGUAACAAGUGGGCGGAAAUAGCAAAACGCCUUCCCGGAAGAACAGAGAACUCCAUAAAGAACCACUGGAAUGCAACAAAGAGACGCCAAUUCUCCCGCCGGAAAUGCCGCACCAAAUGGCCUAGGCCCAGUUCCCUCUUGCAGAACUACAUUAAGACAGUCCUUGAUUUGGAGAAACAUGGGGGUCGCGGUGGAGGUCGAAAAAAGUCAUCAACUGUGGUGUUGGCGCAGCCACCAAAGGCGGAGCCGAUGGAAUACUACGGCGCCGGAGACCAGAACUUGGUCCCGGCGGAUUAUACCUUUGGAUGGGAGGAGAAGUUUUUGGGAGGAAACGGAAUGGAGUGUUUUAUUCCAGAUGGGGCUCUAGUAUUGGAUGAAAACUGCAUGGGUUAUGACCAUAUCCCUCACAUCAUGUUUGGAGAACCAAAAGAGCUCGAUUUGAUGGACAUGAUCUCUCAUCAUGUCAAUCUUUGAUUCAUUUCUUUUGUGGCGUAUAAGCAUGAGGCAUAUACAACUGAGCUCACAACGAAUUGAGAACAACUUAUAAAUAUAGAAUAUACCUCCAAUGUUUUCUUACUUAAAAUAUAUAGUGCAUAUUAUAACAUAUUAUAGACACACAGAAACUACGUUACUGAAAUUUCUC
Cuscuta epithymum is the source of this 4163-nucleotide messenger RNA. The record is from the annotation of a GenBank genome assembly. NCBI's taxonomy places the organism in Eukaryota, Viridiplantae, Streptophyta, Magnoliopsida, Solanales, Convolvulaceae.